AUGUGGGAGCUCGCCUCCGUCCUCAACUUCCUCCAGGUGUUCCGGCCAUUGCUCAACAUCGCGGUGGAGUUCACGGCGGAGGAGCUGGAGGACGCCCUCAUAGUGCCCAAUGGCACAUUGGAAGGCUUGCAUGUGCCGCUAUUAAGGUCGAUUCCUCCUGUAGCUCGAAUGUCCAUGGCAGACGGAAAAUGGGUGACUGUGUUAUGUAGAAAAUUGAAUGACUGGUGGCAUCUGGUUGCAGAAGGCAAUCUACCAAUCGUUGCCUCACAUGGAGCGGAAAUUGAAACGUACAAGGAACUUGAGCCAGCGACUCGAUUAAUGAUCCUGAAAGCAAUAUGUGACAUACGUUGUGAGCAAGAGGAUGUUCGGAUCUUCGUAGAUAGUUGUCUAAAAAAGGGUUAUCAGCUCCGUGAUUUCUGCAAAGAACGAAUUGGGGGAGAUUCCCAUGGAAUCUCAUACUGGUAUGAUGAAGAUCCGAUUCUCGGGCAUCGAUUAUAUCGUGAAAUUAGACAAGUGGAGUAUGUGAAGGAGCAAACAAGAAAAUCUAAACGAAAGGGGUUCUUAGGUGUUCCAGUUGUAUCCUAUCAGUGGGAGACUGUCGCGACAAACUUUGUUGAAUUUGAAGCAGCAGCAGAAAAACUCUUUUCAAGUAGUAACAGGACAGAGGUCUCACUUGGAAAGAAGUUGAAGCUCAAUUAUCUCCCAGAGAUGGAAAAGACUCACAAGAAGAAGGAGAAGCUGCUAAAAAAGCAACAAAGAGAAGCCCUUCUCCUUAAUAGCUACUUGACAUUUGAUAGAUUCACCUCUGGCCGCUCCCAUCGUGAAAGAAAGCGUGUCACCUAUACUUUCGAUGAUUAUGACCGUUCAAUAAAUGAGGCCCUAAAAGCAAUAAAGAAAAGUGAGAACCCUGUUCAUGUGGUUGCCACUACCAACAGAGGAGUACUUGUCCCAACACGAGAGGCAUCAAGUAAUGGUACGUUAGCUGGACCCUCACCUGUAUGUAAUGGACGGCGUGGAGAAUCUCCACUGAAGUCAUAUAGCUACCAAGGGAGUGGUGGUGAGGAAAAGGCCGAGACCCUUGAUCGUAGGUCUCGUCAAAGAAAAAGAUCUCAAAGAUACACAACAGACUUUGUUGAGAAUGUCUCGGACAUCGACACGAACUUUGACAGUGAUGGCGAUAUCAUGGGUGAAGCUGUCUAUGACGAGGAGUAUCUUAGAAGUCGAAAACAACCCAAGGCAAGUACUUCAGAGUACGAUGGAGAGUUUCGAUCAGAAGACCAAGCGGAGUAUUCUUUGAGCAGUGAAGAUGAAGAGGGGAUUCAACGGUCCAAAAGGUUGCCAAGCCGCAGCCCUCAAGGGACCAGGCUGAAAUCCAUGGAUGUAAUCCAAACAGGCAUCAAGCGAAAUAAGCGUUCUGCCCGGCCCCAUAUGAACCAUCAGCGAUGCUCUGGUAAAGAUUCCGGAUUGGGAAAGCCAGGUGAAUUGAACACAUCUGAUCCAGAUGCCGGCUCUGGUGCACUAGACAGUGCAAAUACCUCAAUAAAAAGUCAAGAGCAGCGCCUGCUUCACAUAGUGAAGAUGCACGCUCCUGGCAGGGAAGAGAGCAAAGUUGGUGGGAGAAGAUUCCUCCAUCUUAAUUUGAUUGCACCUGCUGGUGGUUUUGACGGUGCGCCAGUGCGAUCUUGA
Molecule: messenger RNA, 1686 nt
Organism: Triticum turgidum subsp. durum (durum wheat)
Lineage: Eukaryota; Viridiplantae; Streptophyta; Magnoliopsida; Poales; Poaceae
Source: the annotation of a GenBank genome assembly